Molecule: messenger RNA, 612 nt
Organism: Brassica rapa (field mustard)
Lineage: Eukaryota; Viridiplantae; Streptophyta; Magnoliopsida; Brassicales; Brassicaceae
Source: RefSeq, a predicted model, not a curated record
UAGCAUCCUCAAAGAAAAAAACAAAAGGAAAACUUCUCAAAAUGAGUACUACCACGGUUGAAGUGCCGGCUCAUCUAGUUAUUGAUUUGCAGGACAACCAACUGACGACGUGUGAGAAUCCCUUCGUCAAAAGAGGGUGUAAAGGGAUGAUAGAGAUUAUGAAGGGAAAUGGGAUUAUGCUUCGGAUUGACCUCCCGGGGAGCAGGCUUAGGAUUGAUCUCCCUGGGAAUGAUUUGGAAUUCACCAAAGAAGGAGGAAGGCUAGUGCUCACUGCCACCGAAGAUAACGACGUGGACUUCACCCCCCGCACAUAUCGUAUCGAGGUUGUCUACGACCCGGCCCAUAAAAAAGUUAACGUUAUCGGCGGCGGCAGCACCAACGGUGUGAUGUGGAUCCAUUUUAACAUAUAAAGUUUGAUUAAAUUCUAUGUUCGAUGAUAUCAUCUAUUUACAAAUAAAAAAAAGAGAGUGUGAAAAUAGUUUACUUAAUUACUUUGUGCCAAGGAUGAGCCUUGUGAAUUCAGUGUAGUUUGGAUUCAUGCAGUUGAUUUCCUCUCGAGUUGGUGUUCCAAGAACCUAUAAACACACAAUAAGAAAUAGUAACUGCAUGUAA